CGGCAUCCGGAGCCCCGGGCCCUUUAAAUCUACACGGGAGCCCUGGGCGGCGCGGGCCAGCCGGACUGGAAGGGCUGGCUGGGGGAUGCUGACCCGCAACCCCGCCCCUUCCACCUGAGGACUCGCCCCCUCCGGGGGCUGGAGCCGCCCCGAACCCGUAAGUGGCCUCAGUUACUUUCACCCCGACCAUAGGGGUGAAAGGAAUGGGUUGAAAACAGGUCUGGGGCAGACAGGCAAACUAACAAAAAAACUCUAGGGGACUUGGGCAGGGUAGGAGGGACAAACAAAGUGGUCAGCAGUGGGCAGACGGGGCAGGUAGCAAAGGAAAAAGGGGCAAACUCCUGCUGGAGGCAAACAGAGGGUGGGAAGGCCCACCAGCCUACAGCAGCCGGGGAAGGGCGGGGGGACAAGUCCAUGAGGAGGGGGAGGACACAUGUAACCACCUGUGCUUGUGAACAAAGUCCUGGCUGCUGUUGCAGUCCCAAGUGGCAAAGGGCUGGGGAGGAGGGGGGGCGGUGGGGAAAGCAGCUGAGCUGGUAAGUAGAGGCAGUCCCAGAUGGUCUGUGGGAGUCACAAAGGAGAUGAUGGAGGUAGUGGGGGAACAGAUGGACUGGGGAGGAGUGGGCUCGCUCCCCGACAACAGCAGCAACAACUGCCACUGCACUGUCAGAGGCGAGGAUGGAAACAAAGCACAGUCCGGGCAACAGCAGCAGUCACAGUCACAGCAGCAACAGUACCUCCGCAACAGCCUCCUCUUCCAGCAACAGCAGCAACUCAUCUGACAGCAGUAGCAGCAGGCAACGGGCCAGGAGAGGCCCCAGUGGUGGUGGGGUUGCUCCCUCCCUGGGAGGAAGACCAGCAGGACAUCCAAGCUACAGCAGCAGCCAGCCUGCCAGCAAGCAAGACAACAAGAGGGGUCCUGGCUGAUGUGACUGCAGGGAAUAGAACAAUGAGAGAUCCCCUUCCCAGUUGGGCCUGCUUGUCUUUCAGCCUGUUGACCUUCUCCUUGCUUUGUGUAACGGCUGAGAACCAAUGUAAGAUCAGAAAUCAAGUGGCUGACUGCAGUCAUCUAAAGCUGAAACAAAUUCCUUCAGAUCUUCCAAUUAAUAUAACAGCGUUGGACAUUUCUCAUAACCAGCUAAACAAGCUACCACCUGCAAAUUUAACAAAGUACAGCCAGCUUAUUUACUUGGAUGCAGGAUCCAACAGCCUCUCUAAACUUCAGCCAGAACUGUGUCAAACUUUGCCCCUGUUAAAAGUUUUGAAACUGCAACAUAAUCAGUUGCGUGAGCUCACUGACAAUGUUUUUGCAUCCUGUGCCAGCCUGACUGAGCUCAAUUUAGGGUCCAACAUAAUAGAGAUCAAAGGCAAUCCUUUCAAAAACCUGAAGAAUUUGAACAUACUGGAUGUAUCUCAUAAUCGUUUGCUUUCUACAAAAUUAGGAUCCCAGCCACAGUUGGAGAGCCUUCGUGAGCUUGUGCUGUCAGAGAAUAAAAUCACUGAGUUAAAAAAGGAAGAACUAGAUUUUCUUAGCAACGCUUCCUUAAAUAGGCUUGACUUAUCAUCAAACCCACUGAAAGAGUUUCACACAGGCUGUUUACAUGCAAUUGGAAAUCUGUAUGGCCUUGUGCUGAACAAUGUAGAGCUUGGUGAAAAUCUCACAGAGAAACUUUGCUUGGAAUUAUCAGGCACAAGAAUUCAGAAUCUGUCACUGAGUCAGAUCCAGCUUUCUUUUAUUCACAAGUCAACCUUCCACGGACUUCAAACAACAAACCUCACAGCUUUAAACCUUUCCAAAAAUUAUUUGAACAUGAUAGAAAACGACUCUCUUACCUGGCUUUCAAGCUUAGAGAAUUUAAACCUAGAGGAUAAUAGGAUUUAUCACUUAUUUUCUCAUUCAUUGUAUGGAUUAUCCAAUGUCAAAUAUUUGAAUCUGAGAAGAUCACGUGUCAGAAAAAUUGAUGAUUUCUCCUUUCGUUGGCUAAGCCAUUUAGAGUAUCUUCUUAUAGAUAGUAAUAGUUUUCAAGAAAUUACUCCUAAUAUGUUCACAGGCUUGGACAAUCUGAAAUAUUUGAGUCUAUGUAACUGGACCAAUGGCUUACAAAUAAUAACUAAUAAAACAUUUUCAUCACUUGCUAAUUCUACUCUGCAGUUUCUUAAUCUUACAAAAAGUAGAAUCACAAAAAUAGAAGGUGGAGCAUUUUCUUGGUUGGGACACCUAAAAAUUCUUGAUUUGGGACUCAAUGAAAUAAACCAGGUGCUCACAGGUCAUGAGUUUAAAGGUCUGCAAAAUAUUGAGGAUAUCUACCUUUCCUACAACAAAGAGUUGACUUUGACAAGCGAAUCAUUUGCUUUUGUUCCAAGCCUUAGAAAACUGAUGCUACGGAAGGUAGCUUGUAGCAAUCUGGACCUCUCUCCUUCACCUUUUCACCCUCUACGGAAUCUAACCAUCCUGGAUAUCAGCAACAACAAUCUAGCUAACGUAAAAGAUGAUUUGUUUGAUGGACUUCACAAACUUGAAAUUCUGGAUUUGCAACAUAAUAAUUUGGCUCGACUUUGGAAACAUGCCAAUCCAGGUGGCCCUGUCCUUUUUUUAAAAGAUCUUCUUAACCUGCAUAUACUUAAUUUGAAGUCUAAUGGCUUGGAUGAGAUUCCAGUACAAGUUUUCAAGGGCUUGUUUCAAUUAAGAAGCCUGGAUUUAGGAUCAAAUAAUUUGAACUUGCUUCCAGCAUCUUUGUUUGAUGACCAGAUAUCUCUGAAUUCAUUAAUCCUUCAGAAAAAUCUUAUAACAUCUGUUGAAGAAAAAGUGUUUGGUUCAGCUUUCAAGAAUCUGAAAGAACUAGAGAUGGAUUCCAAUCCAUUUGACUGCACCUGUGAAAGUAUCUCCUGGUUUGUUAAUUGGCUUAAUGUGACCCAAACAAACAUACCUGGAUUAGAUACUCAUUACCUUUGCAACACCCCACCUAAAUAUCAUAGUACUCUGGUGAUGUAUUUUGACAUUUCACCCUGCAAAGAUAGUGCCCCUUUUCAAUUACUGUAUAUAAUAAGCACCACUGUGAUAAUGCUCUUCAUCUUUAUUGUCAUUCUUAUCCAUUUUGAAGGCUGGAGGAUAGCAUUUUACUGGAAUGUGUCAGUAAAUCGAGUACUUGGUUUUACAGAAAUAGACAGGCAACAGGAAGAGUUUGAUUAUGAUGCCUACAUUAUUCAUGCAAGAAGGGACAGGAAUUGGGUGUCCAAGAACUUCAUUCCUCUGGAAGAAAAUGAUCAGUCUCAAAUUAGGUUUUGUUUAGAGGAACGAGACUUUGAAGCAGGCAUAUCUGAAUUUGAAGCCACUAUUAAUAGUAUAAAAAGAAGUCGGAAGAUUAUCUUUGUUGUCACUGACCAUCUCUUAAAAGAUCCCUGGUGCAAAAAGUUCAAGGUGUACCACGCUGUUCAGCAAGCUAUUGAGCAAAGUCGGGAUUCCAUCAUACUGAUCUUUCUUCAUGACAUUCCAGAUUACAAACUGAAUCAUGCACUUUGCUUGAGAAGAGGAAUGUUCAAAUCUCGUUGCAUCUUGGAUUGGCCAGCUCAGAAAGAACGGGUCAAUGCAUUUCAUCAGCAAUUAAAAAUGGCACUUAAAUCUAGCAGCAACAUACAUUGAAUUUCUAAAGUAUAAGAUUGAACUGUUAGGACACUUCAUUUCAGACUGACUAAAGGACAACAGUCCUUGUGGGGAAAAAUUAAACCAAUCCACAGCAACUCCUCUAUUUUUCCUAUUAUGUGUUUUUAAUUGGUAAUUGUUCUUAUCCUUUGUAUAUUGUUUCACCUGUGUUCUGAGUUCAUACAAUGGUCAUGACGGACACAAAAAAUAGGAUCACCAACUCUUUCAAUCUGUGACCAAAAAGAAUCAGCCUAUUUAAAAUAGAGCAGAAAUAGAGUGAAGAAAGGGGUGGUGAGAAUGAGUAGGGGCAAGGUAAAUUUCCACAUGAAGGAGUGCUGAAAGACUGGAGGAAAUGAGAGGAAAUGAAUAAAAGGGAGGAAAUGUGAUACAGAUAUACAAAGUAAUGAAUGCUAGAGAGGGAAUAAGUGCCUGGGCACGUAGACCUCAUUUGUUAAUUCCUUCAAUGUUGCAGAGGGCUGUGUGCAGGCCCUCUGGAUUAAGAUGAAUUUCAAGCAAUGUGAGAGGAUCCAGAACCUCUCUCCUGUUUCUUAAUUCUAAUAGUUUUCUAUCUAGAUGCCUCCCCUCUAAAAUAGCUUGAAUUUAGGGCAUCCCCCAAGGAAAUGUUAUAGAAUUCUAUAAAUUCAAAGAACAGUAAAUUGAUAUUUCUAGUCCUUAUUUUUUUUUCAAAUGGAAGAUGCAGUUUGAUAAAUAUUGCUUCCAUAGCAGAUAGAAAAUGUAUUUCGGAUAACAACUGGGUAUAAGGACCUUAUCUUGCAAAGUUCUAAGCACUCUCAACUCCCAUUAAAUUCAAUCCGUUGCAGUCUUGGGACCUAAUUGCCACAGGUACAGUGUAUAUAGUUCUAAUUCCUGAAAUAUUAGGAUUACACAGAACUUUUUGUAUAUAAAACAAAUAAUAUUAGAGGGGACAUCCUGGCUCUACUGAAGUCAGUGGCAUUUUGCUAUUGCCAUCAUCUGCAGUGCCUAAUCUACAGUGCCUAAUCUUGCUUCAAUUCAGUGGGAGCGGAUAUGGAUCAAAGAAAUGAAAUGUGCUUUGUUUUAUGCAUUUGUAUCAUAUAUGCAGUAUGGAUGCUUCUAGUGUCUAGCAUGUAUUUUUAGUGUCUUAGAUCAGUGCUACUCGAAGUGGUGGUCUGCGGACCAGUGCUGGUCUGUGAGCCAUCGGCUGCCAGUCUGCGCGCACAUUGGAAAAAAAAAUUGCCGGUCCCCCACAUCAGACAGUGCUUCUCAAGCUAUCUUAGAUGCUAUGUACUUUUUUCUUUUUAGUUCUACCUUUGGUUUUGUCACUUAAAAUGAGUUGGAGAAAAGUGUUUAAAUAAGAACAGCAUACUAGUACUAUGUGUUUUGUAAACAGUACGAUUAAUACUCAAAGGGAAAAUAAGAGUUGUAACAGUGACUUGACAAGAGCACACUCACAGCUACCCAUAGGACAGAAUUUGAUGGAGGAACCAGGCUAUUGCUCUGACAGUACUGAACAUUGAGGCCCUAAUUCCCUACUCCCUUGUACCAGGCUACGAUUCUGAUCUGGUGAAGUCUCAGGCUCAUUUGACACAGGUAUAAAUGACUAUACAAACUGCAAGGCAGUGAAGAAUCAGCCCCUAAAACUUUUAAACCCUUUUAGGGGCAAAUCUUCCAUCUUCCAUAAUGGAAUGUCCCCACUAAGCAGAGAAAUUGGUAUGAUUCUACCGCAUUGGGUGUCUAGACCAUGGAAGUCUAUGCAAGGGGGUAUAUACCCUCUGUGGUGCUUGGAGUCCAGCUUCCCAGCCAUGUGGGGAGGAUUCUUUCUACCUCGGUCUCUGUGGAUUUCACUGAUAUUAAGCCUGUUAGUUGUGCUGUGCACUGAAUGGGGCCUUUGUGGUUUUGAACAGACAUAAUCACAUACUAUUCAAAAUGCAAUAUGUCUCUUUAGGAGGUUGUGUCUUUACCUAGAAAUCUAUUACUAAAACAUAGGAAAAUUCUUAUGGAUCAUAUCAGUGAAAGAAAACCACAGCAUCCUGAUUUGCAUGACAUUUUACAUGCACAUAAAUCUUAGUGUGAAUGACGGCAACAGUCAAAUCCUCUUCUCCUGCUGCCAGCUUGAAUCAAGUGGCAGCUAAAAAUACAUUCCUAUUUAAGUAUACAAUUUCUUUGUUUCCCACAGGGAAACUGGGACUAUGACUAUCAAAGGAGGUUGCUUGUAGGAUAGCCAAUGAUAGAGGAGGUGGUCCACAUCACAAUCUUUCUAUUGAAAUUUGAUGCAUGUUGUGGGGGAAGGAAACCUUUGAGGAACCCUGAACUAAGAAACAGGCUGUGGUUGAAAUGGGUAGAUUUUACAUUGGAUUUUUAACUAUUUUUUCCUUGUAGUUUUCAGAUAUCUGUUUUUAUUGGUAAGCUGUUGCACACUGGAGCUUUGCAAAUCCUCAUGGUUUUACAAUUAACACGGUAUUUAAUUCAGCCCUGAGUUAUAUAUGCAGCUCACUUAGGUUUUCCUCCUUCAAUGAAAACUGUUUUAAUAUGCAUAAAACUCUACAAGCAAGAUAAGAAAUAAGUGCUAUUUCCUGUGAGCAGCUGGAUAGAGUACCUACCAGAAAUCAAUAUUUAGUUGGAGAAUGAAAAAAAUCCUAUCAUACUAUUUUACCAAUAUUACUAUUAUUUCUUAGUGUUCCUAAAAAAUAUCUAUAGGUACCCACCUCUGGCUCUGCACUCCUCUCCCAUAAAUUAGAAAUAUACAAAUGAACGCUUCUCAUAUUCAUCCACCAAAUCCUCAGCCCAUCCCUUCUUCAAUAACUUGAGAGAACAGAUGGGUUCUGCAGAGUUCCCAAAUACAGGAUCUGGUAGACCAAAGGGAAGAUGGGUCCCAAAAUGAAAUACCCUUUUCAGAGAACACCCUGACAGCAGCUCCCUUUCAUUUACAUUGAGGGUGAUCAACCAUGAGCAUUCAUGCUGAUCUCUACAAUGGCUUAUGGCAGGGAAAGAGAGGUUGUUUCUCAGGUAACUGUGUCCCAAGCUAUUUACGACUUUAGAAGUAAAACCAAUAUCUAGAAUUCCACCUAGAAGAUUAUUGUGAGGAAGCAGAGAUCUUGGAGUACUAUUAAGGUGCAGUUCCACUGAAUAAGUGGCCCACAGCAUUGUGCAUUAGCUUCAGUUUCUGACUGGUCCCAAGGUAGCCUCCCAUACCUCACAUUACAGCAAUCUAAUCUUGAGGUGACAAAGGCACGAAUAGCAGCAUCAGAGAGGAAAGGCAGCAUUCUUCUCACCAGGCUCAGACAGAAAAGUGCCCAUGGUUGCAACCACUAUCUGAACAUCCAAGAGCAACUCAGGAUUUAACAACACUGUUACAAAUGAUGGUCACAAUCCCUCAGUGAUGGGGUGCUCAUAUAAAUUCCAUUAAACCAUAUGGCUGUUUCCACAAGCCCACCCUCCUAUCUGUGCCUUGUCUAGAUUAAAUCACAGCCAGCUCUCUCUCAUCCACAUUCUAACUUCACCUGAGAUGUUGUGUAAUUCACUGGGUAACUUAUACUUGACUGGGUCACUCAUGACUGAGACAUAGAGCUGGAUGAAUGCAUUGUGGCCUAUAUCAUAUAGCAAGAAAAAAUCAAUACUAAACCAUGUGGGUGCACAAGGCACACAAACUAAUUAUGCUAGUAACCUCUGCAGGAAACUCCUCAUAAAUAUUCUUCUGAGGAAAAAGUUAUUCAUAGGAAAACAAACUCCCAAAGCAAGCAUAUGGAAGGAUAUUUUCUCAUGUUCAUAAUUAAUAAUUUCUAUGGAUUGACCUGCUUGGUUGAACUUCCUCCCACUCUGAUACCAAAAUGUAUAUGCAUAUAAAUUGUCCUGAGUGACUUGUCAAAUGUUUUGUGGGAGGCACCUCUGCUAUUCUACUUGAGCUCAACAUGGAUUUAGGAUCUUCCAAAGAUUUUGAAAGGUUUUUUUAAAUUCAUGAGUCAAAACCACAUUUGAUUUUGUAACUGAAAUACGACAAACAUUUUCUCUCAUCUGUAAUAUAUCUUUUCUAUUUGAAAAAAAUUAUUAUAUUGCAGUAGAAGUAUGUCAGCACACUAGGAGAGUCCAUUUAACUUUAGCAUUACUCUGAAAAUAGACUAAAUAUAGCUCCUCCUUACUCUGCGGGUAUGUGUAUAUAUUCAAAGUAAUAAUGCUUAGUUUAGGGGCUAAAGUGAGGGUUUUGUUUUACUCCUGGAGAUCUGGAAAACUAAGAAUAAACUGAGUUUUAUUCCUUCUUGUAAAUCAAAAGAGUUGUUCACUAAAUUGCAGUUAUAAGGCCCAUCAGUUAUAUCUGUACAAACCAAAUGAAGGCAGUGAAGUUGGACAGGGGUUGCUGUGGCAUCUCUGUGACAAUGGGGGCUGCACUGUGACUGUGGGCAGAAUUGCAUUACCAUUACUUUUGUUACUGAUGAAACAUGCAAAGGAAAGAAUUCAGGAUAGCUGACUUGAAGAACAGCAGAAAUUGUAAUAUGUGUUGCCUAUAUAAGCAUUUUGUUAAUAUUGUAGCUGAAGACUAAAGAGCUGUAGAUGUGAGUGGGGAGAAAAAUCUUAAAAGUAAAUUAACUACCCAGUUGUUUGUUCUAUUGACUUUUGCUUUGGAUCGCUUUCUUUUGAUCCAUAAUCUUUUUUUUCCCCUUUGGCAGAAGGAAGGGAAGAAUUAUAAAGAAUACUAUAAUUCA
This is a messenger RNA of Chelonia mydas (Green sea turtle), 8316 nucleotides long. RefSeq names its product toll like receptor 3 (gene TLR3). The record is from RefSeq and is a predicted model, not a curated record. The transcript has 5 exons. Gene Ontology annotation, molecular function: transmembrane signaling receptor activity; protein binding. Gene Ontology annotation, cellular component: membrane; extracellular matrix. NCBI's taxonomy places the organism in Eukaryota, Metazoa, Chordata, Testudines, Cheloniidae. Bases 557 to 3640 code for a protein of 1027 amino acids. Gene Ontology annotation, biological process: immune response; inflammatory response; toll-like receptor signaling pathway.